UGCAUAGCCAUAUCCUCGACUGACAUUCCACCUACAAGAGUUUCUUUGACUAUCUUAUGGAAUUGGGUUUGAUUAACUUCCACAGAAUUGAACUCAGCACGAUAAUGUGUUUUCCUCGAGUUUGGUGUUGUUGAUGCCGAAUUGCGGCUGGAACUUUGUGGUUUGUGAUUUAGACUUUAGUAAGCCGAGCUCGUGAAGCUCUGUGUGUUCUACUACAGCCGGACCCGUUUCUUAAUGAGCUCACAAGCAUGUUUGAGCACAGCACGGAGAAAGGUUCGGUUUGGGUCACUCUCAAACGAUCAUCCUUGAAGUCUAAGGUGCAGAGGAAUAAGAUGAAAACUGCUGGUGAACCUCUUGACUACCGGUGCCUCAUUCGUGCAACCAAUGGGAAGAAGACAAUCUCUACUUCGGUUGGGGCAAAGGAUCACCAGAAGUUUCAAGCAUCUUAUGCAACAAUCCUCAAGGCUCACAUGACAGCUCUGAAGAAGAGGGAAAGGAAGGACAAGAAGAAAGCUGCAGAUGCAACAACGAAUAAGAAAGACGGGGAGAGCUCAAAGAAGAGACCUAAGAAGGUGUGAUGAUGUUUUAGCCUGUAAAAUCCCAAUUAUCAAAAUAUGUAGUUUGCGUCUUUCUUUUUACAAGGAGCAGAGGGGUUGAUAGGACUUUGAGGGAAGUAGUACAGAAUUGAGAAUUGUCCAUUUUGUUUCGCGCAAUCAAGAUUGCUGUCAUGUUUUUUGUUUUGGAUUGAAUGCCAUUUUUGUGCCGCCACUUGAGGUAUCAAAACGAUAAUGACUUUGAAGAUGUUUUCUAUUGGACUUGAUCCUCGGAGUAUAAU
Linum tenue is the source of this 835-nucleotide messenger RNA. Lineage: Eukaryota; Viridiplantae; Streptophyta; Magnoliopsida; Malpighiales; Linaceae. The record is from the annotation of a GenBank genome assembly.